Molecule: messenger RNA, 2709 nt
Organism: Castor canadensis (American beaver)
Lineage: Eukaryota; Metazoa; Chordata; Mammalia; Rodentia; Castoridae
Gene: Ston1
Product: stonin 1
Biological process (GO): endocytosis; regulation of endocytosis
Source: RefSeq, a predicted model, not a curated record
AGACAACGUAUCUGAUUCCUUAACACGACCACAACCUGAUCCUGAAGAUGUGCUCCACAAACCCAGGCAACUGGGUCACCUUUGAUGAUGACCCUGCUUUUCAAUCUUCUCAAAAGUCUAAGAAUUUCCCUCUGGAGAAUCAAGGUGUUUGUCGACCAAAUGGACUUAAGCUGAACCUCCCUGGCCUUAAAGAAUUUCCUAGUGGAUCUUCCUCUACCAGCAGCACCCCUCUGUCCUCUCCCAUUGUUGACUUUUACUUCAGUCCAGGACCUCCAAGUAAUUCUCCUCUUUCUACCCCUACCAAAGAUUUCCCAGGUUUUCCUGGCAUCCCUAAAGCAGGGACUCAUGUGCUUUAUCCUAUUCCAGAAUCUUCAAAUAGCCCCCUGACAGCAGGAACAAGUUCUUCCUUAACACCUACUAAACCAACUGCAUUCUUACCCAGUGACCACUCAUGUACACCCCCGGCUCCCAAAGUUGGUCCUCCACAGGACACCCCUCGGCAGGCUGACAGCCUAGGUGUCCAAACUGAUGCUCCAUGGUUUCAAUAUUUUCGGGAAGACUGUGCUUUUUCAAAUCCAUUUUGGAAAGAUGGGGGCAGUUCUUCUCAGUUUGCCUUUGACCCUCCAGGAAGCAGAAAGCCAUUCUUAUCAAGAGACAAGGAGAUGCCUCUUGAUCAAAAAAGCCUAAAUAAAUGUUCACUCAGCUACAUCUGUGAAAAGCUUGAACAUCUCCAGUCAGCUGAGAACCAAGACCCUCUUGGAAAUUUGUCUAUGCAGCGUCCAUAUGCUGAAGACUCUGCCUCUUCAUUUGUCCCCUCCACACUUUUCAGGAGUCAGCCAAAAUCUGGAUGGUCCUUCAUGCUGAGAAUUCCUGAGAAGAAGAACAUGAUGUCUUCCCGCCAGUGGGGACCAAUUUUUCUGAAAGUGCUACCUGGAGGAAUAUUGCAAAUGUAUUACGAGCAGGGGUUAGAGAAACCCUUCAAAGAGUUGCAGCUUGAUCCCCAUUGCAGGCUUUCUGAACCCAAAGUUGAGAAUUUUAGCAUGGCAGGAAAGAUCCAUACUGUGAAGAUUGAGCAUGUGUCUUACACAGAAAAGAGGAAGUACCAUCCUAAGACAGAAGUGGUUCAUGAAGCAGACAUAGAGCAGAUGCUCAAGUUGGGGUCCACAGAGUAUCGUGACUUCCUUGACUUUCUGACUACUGUGGAGGAGGAGCUGACAAAGCUGCCAGCUAUUCCAAAACCAAAGAAGAACUAUGAGGAGCAAGAGAUUUCCCUGGAAAUUGUGGACAACUUUUGGGGUAAAGUCACUAAAGAAGAUGGGAAAUUGGUUGAAAGUGCUGUGAUAACUCAAAUCUACUGCCUCUGCUUUGUGAAUGGGAACACAGAAUGCUUUUUAACCUUGAAUGACCUUGAGCUGCAGAAGCACGAUGACUGCUAUUUUGAAAAAGACCCAGAAAGGAAGGGAAUCAAUAUUCUUGACUACUAUUUUCAUAAAUGUGUGAAAGACCAGGCGUUUCAGCAAUCAAGAAUCAUUAAGUUUGUACCUCUUGAUGCCUGCCGGUUUGAGUUGAUGCGUUUCAAGACUUUGUAUGGCGGGGAUGAUCUUCCCUUUUCUGUGAAGUCUGUAGUGGUUGUCCAGGGGGCAUAUGUGGAACUUCAGGCCUUCGUCAACAUGGCGCCUGUGGCUCCAGGGCCAUCUCACACCAGUACCUUGAAGUGCUGUGACAAUAUAAUGAUACACUUUCCUGUCCCAUCUCAGUGGAUCAAGGCCCUCUGGACCAUGAACCUCCAGAGGCAGAAGUCUCUGAAAGCCAAAAUGAACCGCCGGGCAUGUCUGGGAAGUUCACAUGAACCUGAAUCUGAACCUGUUAUUCAGGUGACCGUGGGGUCAGCAAAAUAUGAGAGUGCCUACGGAGCUGUGGUGUGGAAGAUAGAUCGGCUUCCUGAUAAAAAUUCAAGUCCUGAUCAUCCCCAAUGUCUGUCAUACAAACUAGAACUUGGAUCGGACCAAGAAAUUCCAUCUGAUUGGUAUCCAUUUGCUACUGUGCAGUUCUCGAUGCCUGACACCUAUGCCUCAAGGACAGAGGUCAGCUCUCUGGGGGUGGACAGUGAUGUCCAGCCACAGAAACAUGUUCACCAGCGAGCUUGCUACAACAUCCAGGUUGAAAUAGAAAAGAAAUGGAUUAAAAUUGAUGGAGAAGAUCCAGAUAAAGCCAGUGGCUGUGUGACUCAGUAGGAGUAGCAAGUGUAAACGAGGACAACCCAGUAUAAAUUGUACAACUUACAGACCAACUUCAAGCUGUCACAUGGUGGAAAUGACUUCUGUGUAGUAGGUUUGGGACAUGUCCCGUGGUUGUGUUUAGAGAAGUGUAGGUCUAAAACCAGACCAUCUGUAUUGUAUGCUUUUGAUAUGUUUUUGCCCCAAGGGUUUGAUCUAAAAAAACGUGUCUAGAAUUUGUGUGAUAUUUUGCUUCCUGUUGAAACUCAAAGGCACUGUUAUCUGAUGUGUGACCUGGCAGCCAGUUUGGCUGAAGGGGUUUUGAUUUUUGAUUGCUUUAUGGCUUCAUUUUGUACUCUGGGUUACUGUACUGUAUUUAUUAUCCCUCAGUUCCCAUCUCUUCUUGCUGUGUUAGGACCUGGACCACAAGGAAAGGCAACCAAAGGAGACAUAAACCAAAAUGUUUAAUUUCCCCUCCUGCUCGUCUCUGAAA